Molecule: messenger RNA, 183 nt
Organism: Laccaria bicolor S238N-H82
Lineage: Eukaryota; Fungi; Basidiomycota; Agaricomycetes; Agaricales; Hydnangiaceae
Exons: 3
Coding region: 1-183 (60 amino acids)
Source: RefSeq, a predicted model, not a curated record
AUGCUAACCUUGGGGAUGACGAGGCAUUACCAAAAGAUGCUGUUCAACAAACUCAGGAGGAGCUUCAACAAACUCAGGAGGAGCGAGAGCGUAUUCUUCAAUGGGCAAGAGACAUCGUCAAAAAAUAUCCCUACCAGCCACGGGAAGUGCGACAGGAAGCUGCUCGUGCAAAGCAUCAAUUGA